AUGAAUGAAAACAACAACCCAACACAUCGAACAUCAUCAACACCACCACCAAUAGGAAUUGCGACAACCAUUCUAAAAGACGAAGUAGAACCGCCCAGCUUGAAUUCACUGGCUGAAACUAUCAUUGCUGUAGCUGACGGAUUCAGUACCUUGGACAAAGAAAUGAUAAUAAUGAGCGAGGCGAAUGAAUCACUAAAACGGCUGAAUCGAUCCUUUGGCUCGUUUAUGGUUGGUCUAACAGCCCAUAGUUCCGGGUUACGAUACAGUCAUGUACCAGAUUUCUCAGCAUCAAAUAUAACAGCAUCAGAAUCGUCAUCAUCGUCAACAACAGCAGCUGUGUCAUCAAAACCAUCAUCACAUCGAGCAGUACAGCAAGGCAGAGUAGAAAAGAACACGCAAAAAGGACGACAAUUUCCAUCGAGGGUUAAUAUUCGCAAGAUCAUUGAUGGACUUCCGCGGCAGUUUCGUGAACAAAGUGAAUAUACCAAUUAUAUGGAAAAAGUACUCAGGCAACUCAUGAAAGUACCACAAGGAUCCACGCUGGCUGAACUAGCGAAAAACACUCAACUACAACCGCAUAAAGUUACAGAAUGCUUAAAGGAACUUAUACAUAGCAAACACGUUUUUAAACAACCUCAUCGGGGCAAGCUGACCACCUAUCAACUAAAUCCAGAUCGAAAUCCCUCAAAAUAA
Molecule: messenger RNA, 693 nt
Organism: Zychaea mexicana
Lineage: Eukaryota; Fungi; Mucoromycota; Mucoromycetes; Mucorales; Lichtheimiaceae
Exons: 5
Coding region: 1-693 (230 amino acids)
Biological process (GO): attachment of spindle microtubules to kinetochore
Cellular component (GO): mitotic spindle; DASH complex
Source: RefSeq, a predicted model, not a curated record